This is a messenger RNA of Branchiostoma floridae (Florida lancelet), 2455 nucleotides long. RefSeq names its product vesicle transport through interaction with t-SNAREs homolog 1B-like. NCBI's taxonomy places the organism in Eukaryota, Metazoa, Chordata, Leptocardii, Amphioxiformes, Branchiostomatidae. Gene Ontology annotation, cellular component: SNARE complex; ER to Golgi transport vesicle membrane; Golgi apparatus. The transcript has 8 exons. Gene Ontology annotation, molecular function: SNARE binding; SNAP receptor activity. The record is from RefSeq and is a predicted model, not a curated record. Gene Ontology annotation, biological process: retrograde transport, endosome to Golgi; intracellular protein transport; Golgi to vacuole transport. The coding region runs from base 158 to 877 and encodes 239 amino acids.
AGCGCCUCUACCGACUUUGUAUCAAACUGCAACACGCCUGAUCACAUGACGUAGUUUGACGGAAAGAGAUGUAGCAGAGAGAUACGGCAGAAUUUGACUAAACUCUGAUCUCAAACACGCAUCCUCACGAGAGAUAAGGCUUUUGUGACUUUCGACAAUGUCUUCUGAAGACUUUGAAAACCACGAGGAGGAUUUUAGAAACCUUCACGAUGAGCUACGACGGAAGGCUCAGAGCAGACUUCCAAAUGCAGUCGGAGAGGAGAGAAAAAGAAUUGUCAGAGAGGUUAUGAGGGGCAUAGAGGAAUGUACAACACUGGUCCAGGAGAUGGAGGAGGAGGUGAAGCAGGCCCCGCCCACCUACAGACCACAGAUGCUGAGCAGGUUACGCAACUACAGACGGGAUCUGGACAAACUGCAGAGGGAGAUGAAACAAGCCUCAGGUACAGGAAUGAUGCGGGAUGAACUGAUGUCAGGAGGAACAUACGACCCUGACAGUGAUGAAGCUAGGAUGUCUGCCUCCCACCGUUCCAAGAUGCUGCAGGGCCUGGAGAGCCUGAACAGAACCUCCGCCAGCAUCGAGCGCUCCACCAGAAUAGCUGUGGAGUCCGAGCAGAUCGGCACAGAAACCAUUGAGGAGCUCGGGGAGCAGCGCGAACAGCUGACCCGCACCAGGGACAGGGUAACAGACAUGGACCAAAACCUCAGCACUAGCAAAAAGAUCCUGAAUGCAAUGAGUAGAAGGGUGAUGACCAACAAACUGAUCUUAGGGAUGAUAAUACUGGUGGAGCUGGCCAUCCUCAUCGGCCUCAUUGCUUACAAGUGGAUCAUACCAAAAUCAGGAAACCACCCCGCACCCUCGCCUUCACCUCACCCUUAGUGUGGCCCAUGGUUUGAGGCACCAUAGAUGAUUCGACAACCACCCAAACUAGACAUACCCUUACCCUAACUGUAGCCUUACCAUGUGUAUAAGAAGACUUGUUAAUCAUCAUACAGUGGAAGCUGUUAAAUUGCACACCUCAUUUGCCAGCACAUUUCUUGCAAUUAUCCAAGUGGUGCAACAAAGCAAAGUUAUCCUGCUGCACCACACCACCACGGCAUUUUGGUAUUCCGUGCAAUUUACAGAAGUGUGCGAUAAACCGUUGUGGAAUUAUCUGGCUUCUACUGUAUAGUGAACUUCCUGUGUCCCCAGAGUUGUAAAUGCUGCACCCAGUUUUGUGACAGUUCCCUGAAGGCCCCUAUGAUCCUAUGCUGAGAUUGGUGGCUGUCACACUUUGAUUCAGUAAGCCUCCUUUGAAGAAAUUUAAGAGGAUGGCAGUUUUCUAUCCCUUUUUUGCCUAUUUUUUUGCUGCUUUCUGAUUUAUUGCCAGUUUUGUGCAAAAAAAAGCUACAAAAAAUGUCGGUCGUCUGAAGGUCAUUGUAGGAGGGUAGAUCAGGUGUCGUGUGAUUCUUUGGCCACAGUGAUGUUCUUGUGCACCACAGAAUUAAUGACAGCUGACUUGGAUGUCAUUUUAUGAUGGUACCUGACCUGGUUGGCUUCACUGGAUCAAAGGGGUCUUCAGGAGGUCGUUCGAUCAUUGUACGAUUUUGAUAAUAGGAUUUUUAAGCAGGCAGUGACAGAGCACACAAGGAUCCAAGAGAGCAUUUGUGCAUCAAGUCAGGUGAACAUUGUAAGACGCAUGGCUGUCCUAAAAAUGCCCAAAGUUAUCGAUUGUAGGACGAUCGCACUAUGUGACAGAUUUAUGGAUUUCAGAAUUUCAGUUAGAGCCACUUAUCAUGCCUGGCCUUAGGGACAUCCAUGCUAACCAUUUGUAAUAAAUCUCAUGUUAGCUUGGGAAAUUCAUUAAAAAAGUGCUGGGUAAAAUGAUGCUAUUUUAAAAUGGUAGACAAACUUGUGACACCAUCUGUAAAAUGUUAACUAUACCUACCUAUUGAUUAAUAAUUUAAUAGAACAUUUUGGAUGACCGUAAAAACACAGCUUAGAAUGACAGCUUAGAGGGGUUAAUUGAUUUUAGGUUUCAACACUUCAACAAACACAAACUUCUAACAUUGCCCACUGGAAGUAUUUUAGCAGUAGUGUACAGAAUGACUGCCACUAAAAUGUACUACAGAUACGAAGCCUUUAUAUUCUGAUACCUUUACAAGCCACUUUGAGAUGAGGAGCACUGCUAAGUGCUUGUUGUAUGAUAUGACAAGGAGCAACAUGUUUCUUGUGUUAAGAGUGGUUAAUAUCUUAGAGAGUGUACUACCUAUAAAAACCAGUGAUUUAAAUUAGCCUUCUAAGGUCUGACAAGGAAACAGUUCAUGAUACAUCUGAUUAAUUCUAUGUAAUAUUGUGACAUUUACAUUAGAAUGCAAAAAUGUAAUUUUCAUUUCCUUCUAGCUGAAGUUUCCUUUUGUCAUUUGAUCAAUGGCCUGAACUUGGUCUGAAUAAACCAGUUUUGUAAUAUGAAAUACA